This is a messenger RNA of Penicilliopsis zonata CBS 506.65, 1863 nucleotides long. RefSeq lists its product as hypothetical. The record is from RefSeq and is a predicted model, not a curated record. Bases 131 to 1705 code for a protein of 524 amino acids. The transcript has a single exon. NCBI's taxonomy places the organism in Eukaryota, Fungi, Ascomycota, Eurotiomycetes, Eurotiales, Aspergillaceae. Gene Ontology annotation, biological process: phospholipid homeostasis. Gene Ontology annotation, molecular function: aminoacyltransferase activity.
CAACACAACAACAACACAACAACACAACAAUAAUAAUAGUGUGGAGUUUAAAGCAUAUAUCCCUAGAGUCUACUCUCUCUCUGAUACCCUCUAAUACCCUCUGAUACCCUCUGAUACCCUCUGAUCGGCAAUGUCUGUUCCUCUGUUCGUGGAGCCGGGCAAUGUCCCCAAGAAGACGAAACAGAACAAAGCGAAGAACAACAACAACAACAAGAACAAUACCCCCAAGACGGCAAAGAAGGAUUUCCUGGUCGAUACGGUCGGCAAUUCCUUGGUCGAGCAGCUCAACUCCUCCCAAAAGCCAGACGGCUGCCCCUGCUGUGCCUCGCUGGUUGACAGUCUGCGCGGGGGGUCGGAGGAUCUGCCGUUCACCGCGGAUCGAGUCAAGGACCAGCCGAGAAGCAGCAGCAGCAGCUGCUGCAGCAGUGGAAGCGACAGCAGCCGGACGGUGUUUGGGGGGUCGACCCCGAACCUCUCGUCCAGCACCCCCUCCCUCCACCACUCCCAUACCGAUGCGUCGCACGAGGAACGGCCGGCGCUGGCCCCGCUGCUGAAGGAGAAGUACCGCAAGAAGUCGGUCAUCUUCACGCUGGAAGACUUCCGCACGAUGAAGACGGUGGAGCGGCUGACGGCUCACUACGGCCGGGUCUCGCACAUGGGCAUCCUCGACCGCAGCUACAGCUUCUUCGUCAACAAGGCGCACACCGCCGCCCUCUCGUUCAAAGUCAAGCACAAGGUCGCCAUCGUAGGCGGUGACCCCCUGUGUGCCCCGGAGAUGUUUGGUGACCUGCUGGCCGAGUUCGCCGCCUACCGCAAGGAUUUCAGCUGGGGGCUGGCCUUUCUGGGCGUGAGCGACACCUUUGCUCAGUACGCCAGGGACCGCAACUGGACGACCAUGCAGUUCGCCACGGAGCGCGUGCUCAACCCGAUGACCAACGAGGUGCUGCUCGAAAAGGCCGGCAAGCGCAUCAUUGUGCAGAACAAGCAGCUGUUGAACCCGAACAAGGGCGGCACCACCCUCAGCGUCUACGUCCCCGCCGACGAGCCCAACGAGGAGCUACAGCGUGAACUGACCGCCAUGUACGACGCCUGGCGCGUCGAGCGCAACGACGCCAGCAACUCUACCUCCGCCGCUUCCCAGGCCUUUGUCACCGUCUUCGACCCGUUCUCCCUUCCCGACCUCAUGACCUACAUUUAUACCCGCGGUCCCGACGGCACCCUCACCGGGUUUGCCGCUCUGCGCCGCAUCGGCGCCAACCAGGGCUACCAUCUCGAUCCCUGCAUCGCUGCCCCCGGCGAGACCACCCCGCGCGGCAUCACCGACCUGCUCACCUACGCCGCCAUGGCCCUGCUGCAUCGCGCGGGUGUCAGCUACCUCAGUCUCGGCUACGAGCCGCUCGACGCCCUUGGGGAGAUCACCGGCAUGCCUUCUCCGAUCGAGAAGGUCGCUCGCUCCAUCCACCGUCGCGCCUUUCGCAAUCUACCCAUCGGCGGCAAGAAGGCCCACCACGACAAGUUCCGCCCAGACGCCGACCAGGAGUCCGGUCUCUUCCUUGUCUUCCCCGCGGGCGUCCCGGGCCUGCGCCAGCUCAUGGCAAUGGCUCACAUGGCAAACAUUAGUAUUCGUCGCGUCGCCUGGGGUGAGGUCCGCUCCUCCCCUUCCGAUAAGCAAGACUCCAAGGAGAAGCCGGCGGAUGCCUUAUAGGGCACUUUAAUUCUUUUCCUUUUUCUUCUUCAUCUCUCUCUCUCUCUCUCUCUCUCUCUCUCUCUCUCCCUCUCUCUUUUGUCUUUCUCAAAACAGAUCUUUUGUACUUGCAGCGUUGGAGUUCAGGAUAGAUUAGCAUAUUAGCAUUUAUGUAAUAG